Molecule: messenger RNA, 3114 nt
Organism: Drosophila hydei
Lineage: Eukaryota; Metazoa; Arthropoda; Insecta; Diptera; Drosophilidae
Exons: 7
Coding region: 189-3080 (963 amino acids)
Source: RefSeq, a predicted model, not a curated record
AAUAAAAAACAAAACAAAUUUCGAAUCGCGACGCAAAAAAAAUCUUUAUAAAAUUUGAAACAAGAAAAGCUUUUGCCAUAUUCGGCCCGCAAUACCGUUGCGAAAUUCUGUUGUUUACGGCUUGAUGUUCAUAUAUAUAUAUAUGUAUAUAACUAGCGUUCAAUAGAGUACAGUGCAUAGCAGCUAAAAUGCGUUCCAGCAAAAUGAAGUCCGACCCAUGGCCGCUGUGGUCCAGCCGCCUGAUCACCUAUGCUGCCAUCCUUUGCCUGUUGUUCGGCGGCGAGGCUCUGGCCCAAUCCAAUUACGUGCAACAUGGCGAUAGCGGCAACUACUCCACAAACGGAUUGCCCGAGGAGGCGACUCUGGAUGGCAAGGUAACCAAACUCGACGACAUUAGCCCGUUGAUUUUUUUGAAUCGCACCAAAGCCGCGUUGAACUGCGCAGCCGGCUCAAUGCAAGUUGAUCUCAAAUUUAAUGAUCCCUUCCAUGGCAUCAUUCAGGCUGACUACGAUCGUAGCAGCGCUUGCCGCGUUAGCGGCAAAGGCGCACUUAGCUAUCGCCUGGAGCUACCGCUCAAGGGCUGUGGAACAAUACAGAAUCCCACACGCGUGUUCACCAACAACAUAAUUGUUCGCUUCCAUGCCAAUUUGGAGAUGGAUGGCGAUGAGAUCAUCACAAUAGUUUGUCGCUAUCCGCCGCCUGUGCCUUCACUGCCACCCGCACUGCCAGCGCCCAUUUUAAAUCCUAUUGCCACGGGCUCUGUGCUCCAGCCACCAUUGAAGGGCAUACAGAUCUUGAUGAUCAUUUGCGCCAUCAUGUUCUUGACCCUGUUGCUGUUGGGUCUGGCCGUGUCCUACUACUGUUUGCGUAGCCGUCCCAUACCAAUUGUGCGACGGUUGCCCAUGAGCAUGGGCAGCGGCUCAGAGAUCACUAAGCUUAGCGGUAGCAGUGCUGGCAAUAUCAGUGCAUUUGAGGGCGUUAAGAUACCGCGUGCACAUGCUGCUCUUCAGGCCGUCUACAGCUCGUCAGGCAGCGAAGGCGCUUUGAUACCUUCGGACUAUCCCAGUGAGUCACAUUCGGAAAUCGAGGAGAUUGACACACGGUCGCUGCCGUUCAGUUCUGCAGGCAGCUUUGAGAAUCGAGCAUUUGUUCAGGAAACGUCCAGCAUCUACAGUGACCAUUAUGCUCCAGCUCAGGAAGUACCUGCGGCCAAUGCUGUAAUGUCCACUGUCAUGCGACAAACUGCUUUGGUGCAGGAGCCGUUGGCUGGUUCGCCCAAAUUUGAUGUCCAGGUGAGAGUAAAGAAAUCGCCUCCGCCAAUUCCAUCACCCGUCACUUCCGACACGGAAAGCAUGGCAACGAUCAGGGGAGAUCGCAACAAUUUGUCCACUAUCAUGGAGGGCUACGAAGAUCGAGAGAGCGUCAUGACCAUGGACUCAUUGCCGCCGCAAGUGGAGACGAUGCAAUCACAAUUUACGUACGUGCCUGAGCUACAUCCGGCACCACAAAUGCCACAGCCACACCCGAUUCCAUUGGUCGCCGAGCCCAAGUUCUCUGUUUAUACGCGCACCCAUCAUGAGGUUGUCGACGGUCGUCCAGAAACCUGGUCUGACUACACCGACGGACCAGAACCGAGUGAGAUUACAGAUCUAUCUUCCGAGGCACCCGAGCGAAUGAUCGUCCAUGACACUAAUCGCGCCGUGGACUCGAUGCACUACUACGAGGACGAGUAUGUCCCAGCGGAACCAGUGGUGCUAACGCCGCCACCGCUGCCUGUAACCUCCCAUACUGUAGACGAUAUAUAUUUGCGUACGGUGACUGAGAAGAAGACUAUCGAGGACAUUGAAAGCCAUAAGCGACGCGUUACCGAAUACAAGAGCAAGCCGAAGGCACCACUGCCGCCACCACCACCGCCAGUGGUUGAUCCUACGUUCGAUGUAAAGGUGCGUAAAUAUCCGAGCGAACGCGAGCAGCAGCAAUGGGAAAACUUCUCAGAUAUCUCGAGUGCCUCUGGGCUAACACUUACACCGAAGAUGUCACGCACUGAGCUAAGUCUGCCGCCAGCUGAGCCCCCAGCUCAGAUACACGACAAUAAACUGAAAUUGACUAGUCCCGAGCUAGUUGGCAAUAUGAAACCCAUUGAGGUGCCACCCCAAGACAAGGAUGUGCCAAACUGGGACGUGCUCAUACGCAUUCUCGAGGAGCCGGAACUUUCUGAAAUUGGCGACGAUACCAGUUCCGUGCACAACAUCAGCUACGAUGACAGGGCCAAGUGGAAGGAAAUCAUUACGACACAAUCGUCAUUGCGAACAAUGCUAACCGAGGCGGUAGUGCGUGAGGACUUCGAACGCAUUCGCCAAGACACACGCUAUGAGCGCAUGUUCGAGCCACAGACUUGGGACGUCAUCAUACGCAUCCUGGCACCACCCAGCGACGAUGAAACGGACGUCGAAAUGCGUGCACCCAAACGUGGCAAGAAGGCACCUCCGCAGCCGUGGGACACCCGUUCCAGGCGCAGUUCACUACCUACGCUGUACGAGUACGACAGCGACGGUGGCUCCAGCGUGCGAACCAUACGCAAUGAUCCUACACUGCCACUGCACGGCGGUCCGAUAACUGGACCUGGCCCCUUCAAUACGCAGCGAUCGCGCAGGAGUUCACGCACCUCAUACCAGACGGAUCACAACGACUUCCGGUCCAUGUCCGAGGUAACUGUCGACUUCGGCAGGCCACAGCCGGAUAAUCUGGACAAUGUCAGCGAUGCUAGCUCGUAUUACCAUAUGCAGUACUACGAUGAUGAGGACAGGCGCUCCUUCCACCGCUCAAUCAGCCAUCCAUCGCUAGCUCGCUCGGCCAGCGAAUUCACCGAGCACUGGACAGCACCCGACGACGUUGAGGUCUCCUCGCCCGAGGGUACACCCCGCGUCUACAGAGCUCGCCAGCCAUUGGCGCUAACUCAGCACGUAGCGGGCCAGCCCGAGGAGCGAAUUGUCUCCCAGACGCAAAGCGAAUACGUCGAGACGCAUCGCAGCGUCUUCCAAUCAGAAAAACCACUGCCAACGCCAUCGCGAAAAUGGUAGACCCAUAGUUUCCCUCUUUCUAUCUCUCUCGAUA